AUGAGUUUUGUUUUCCGAGGCACAAGAGGAGAUAUAGAAGCUGGGUUUCCAGGACUUGCACCUGAACGGCGUACAGUGCGCGUACAUGCAGCCCGACCAGUCAAUACAAACUCCCUUGCUUUUCUUGUAACAGUGCUUUUGCUGUUUAUGAUUUUAAACUCACACCAAUUGUCUCCUAAUUUCCUGCUGUGGUUGGUGCUUGGUGUGUUCUUUAUGGCGACAACUUUGAGGAUGUAUGCAACUUGCCAGCAACUUCAAGCGCAGGCACAAGCUCAUGCGGUUGCAGCCAGUGGCCUUCUUGGCCACACUGAACUGCGACUUCACAUGCCACCAUCUAUUGCACUUGCAACCAGAGGAAGAUUGCAAGGUCUAAGGCUCCAGCUUGCGCUUCUUGACAGGGAAUUUGAUGACUUAGAUUAUGAAACAUUACGUGCACUAGAUGCUGACAAUGUUCCUACAGCCUCGAUGACCGACGAAGAGAUCAAUGCUCUUCCUGUUCACAAGUAUAAGGCUUCUGGCCCUCAAAGGUUAGAGCUGCAAGACCUUACAAAUGCACAAGCCGGAUUGAAAUCUUCUGAUGACGAAUUGACUUGUAGUGUUUGCUUGGAGCAAGUUAAUGCUGGAGAACUCAUUCGUAGCCUGCCAUGCUUGCAUCAGUUUCAUGUGACUUGCAUAGAUCCUUGGCUUCGACAGCAAGGAACGUGCCCGGUUUGCAAGUUUAGAGCCGGGUCGCAGUGGUCUGAAGGAGAAGAUGAUGCCUCAGACAUGGUUUAA
This is a messenger RNA of Striga hermonthica, 774 nucleotides long. NCBI's taxonomy places the organism in Eukaryota, Viridiplantae, Streptophyta, Magnoliopsida, Lamiales, Orobanchaceae. The record is from the annotation of a GenBank genome assembly.